GUGGAACGCUUUGCGAAUGCGGAGAAGGGCCGAUGAGAUAACGCGACCUUCAACCACAUUGUUUGAAGGCGCUCAACGGUCGAUAACAAGGUCUGGAGGGAAUCCGGUGUUAAAUUGUAAGCCGUGGCUGCAUUUUGUCGCUGGCCGUUAUGUAUGCCUUCCUUCCAGUCGUUGGCCUGACCAGGAUGUCAGUGGCAUGUUGUUCACUGCGAAUCUACCUGCGACGACAAGUUAAAUCCAAGUUGAUCUUCACACCCGGAAGUGGAAGACUAUUGAUUCUUGACAUCGUUCCCUUCGGCGGUCCCUGUUAUUUCAGGGGAAGAACAAAAGAUAAGAUGCACUUCGUGCUGGCCACCCUGCAGUCAUUGAGCCAUGCGAACUUGAUCCGUCCUACUCCCAUCGGACAAGUGUUCGUUUUUCACAUCGUGGUAUUUGCGAACACAAUGAACGUGCCCAAGGCGAGUCUCACGGCAUCCAUACAGGGGCAUGGACGCGGCAAGUCUCUGUUAAGUGGUAUUCACAUGGGCAACUCGUCCGUUGACAUUGACCACUUCCGGCCACGUACUCAGUUUCCUAGGGAGUAGUAGCAGCGAUGUUGGAGAAACAGUUUGACAGGCUAUGUGAGAAUUCCAACGUGGCCGGUACCCGUGCUAUGCAAGCAUAAGAAAUUAUGGAA
This is a messenger RNA of Pseudomassariella vexata, 676 nucleotides long. RefSeq lists its product as uncharacterized. The coding region runs from base 150 to 584 and encodes 144 amino acids. The record is from RefSeq and is a predicted model, not a curated record. The transcript is spliced from 3 exons. Lineage: Eukaryota; Fungi; Ascomycota; Sordariomycetes; Amphisphaeriales; Pseudomassariaceae.